Molecule: messenger RNA, 559 nt
Organism: Hyalella azteca
Lineage: Eukaryota; Metazoa; Arthropoda; Malacostraca; Amphipoda; Hyalellidae
Exons: 2
Coding region: 21-509 (162 amino acids)
Source: RefSeq, a predicted model, not a curated record
UGCCUGCAUGUGUGGAUGGCAUGGCUGCCGGCAUGUGUGGAUGGCAUGGCUGCCUGCAUGUGUGGAUGGCAUGGCUGUUUAAUCACAUUAAUAAUAUUAUCCGGGGUUGCCCGCAGGUCUCGGACCCUCUAGCGCUGCUGCAGGAGCUGCUGGGGCGUAGCGACGACGUCGUGGAGGCGCGUCUUGUCGCCAGCGCCGGCAGCGGCACACUGGAGGCCGUCUACACCGUCGCCUUAUAUAGGCGCGACCGUAGCUACCUUGCUGCGGGUGCUGGUGAGAGCGUCGAGGUUGCGGUGCAGGAGGCCGCGGCCGUGGCGCUCGACGCGCUCUUCGGGGACACCGCCAGCCGCCCGGCGCUGCCCUUCCGCCGCGCAGCGCCGCGCGUCCGCCACUCGCUGCCCGCCGCCCCAUUGCCGCCCACCACCGCCGCCGCCCCCCUGGCGCCCCUCAGCGACUGGACGCUGGACCGCGCUGACGCCAGACUCGCUAAUGUCGUCCUUUGUGAAUGAUUUCUUCGUGAGGUGGCGUGUAAAUAUAUUAAAUAAAUUGAAUAACUGUC